AUGCCAGUGAAGAAGGAGAACAAAGAUGAAGACUUUGAUGAAUUCCUGCGAGAGCAUAUUUUGGCAGUUAAGAAAUUGGACAAUAAGGCUGGUCUGAAACAUCAUGACUUUGAGACUGAGACACAAACAUCAUCAACCUGGAAAGAAGAGUUUAAAGAGGAAAACAAUUAUAUUUUUAGAGAAUAUGACCAUGUUGACUCCUCUCCUACAAAAGUUGUUCAAAUGAUCUCGUGUGGGAACAGUUCCAAGAGUGGCUCAGAUCUCAACUCACAUCAGAUAACACCUCUGGGACAAAAGCCACAUCAGUGUUCUCAGUGUGGAAAGGCCUUUGCUAGAGUGUCACUUCUCAACAGACACCUGAAGAUCCAUACUGGGGAAAAGCCAUAUCAGUGUAAUACGUGUGGUGGGGAUUUCAGUUCAAGGAGAACCCUCACUUCACAUAAGAGGACACAUUCCAGGGAAAAGCCAUUUCACUGCUCAGAGUGUGGAAAGACUUUUAGUCAGGUGCGCUAUCUCAAGAUGCACCAGAGGAUCCAUACUGGGGAAAAGCCGUAUCAGUGUACUACAUGUGGGAAGUCCUUCAUUCAAAACGGUGCUUUUAAGAUGCACCUGCAGAUCCAUACUGGGGAAAAGCCUCAUCAGUGCUCUCAGUGUGGGAAGUCGUUCAGACAGAAGUACACUCUAAAGACACACCAGCAGAUCCAUUCUGGGAAAAAUUCAUGUUGGUGUUCUCAUUGUGGAAAGACCUUUAAUAACAUGUCUAAUUUCAGAGCACAUCAAAGGAUCCAUACAGGGGAAAGACAACAUGUUUGCUCUCACUGUGGAAAGGGAUUUAAUCAUCCGUCUAAUCUGAAGGCACACCAGAGGAUCCACACAGGGGAAAAGCCGUUCCAGUGUGCUACAUGCGGAACAAGUUUCAGGAGAAGCACACAUCUCACUAAACAUCAGAGGACACACACUGGACAAAAGCCAUACCAGUGUUCUCGCUGUGGAAAUGCCUAUAGUCAACGUUACCUUCUCAAAAAUCACCAGAGGAUCCACAAUGGGGAAAUUGAAGAACUUUAG
This is a messenger RNA of Alosa sapidissima (American shad), 1065 nucleotides long. RefSeq names its product zinc finger protein 239-like. The transcript is spliced from 2 exons. The record is from RefSeq and is a predicted model, not a curated record. Bases 1 to 1065 code for a protein of 354 amino acids. Gene Ontology annotation, molecular function: RNA polymerase II cis-regulatory region sequence-specific DNA binding; DNA-binding transcription factor activity, RNA polymerase II-specific. Gene Ontology annotation, biological process: regulation of transcription by RNA polymerase II. Lineage: Eukaryota; Metazoa; Chordata; Actinopteri; Clupeiformes; Clupeidae.